Messenger RNA from Echinostoma caproni, 591 nucleotides. Lineage: Eukaryota; Metazoa; Platyhelminthes; Trematoda; Plagiorchiida; Echinostomatidae. The record is from the annotation of a GenBank genome assembly.
AUGGCAAAGGAAACGGAAGUUUAUGUGCAAAUCGCUCUGGACGAUAUGCCCGAGGAUAUGCGAACAAGUAUGCUGGAAUUGAUCGAGAAAUACGCCGCUGUCAGUCACCUAGUUGGCAAACUGAUCAAACUGUAUCAGGAACGCCGAAAAAUAUUCGUGAUUCAAGGUUUCGACUGGACAGUGAGCUCAAGAAAGAAAGUGCUCAACCGGUCGGACAUGGGCGACACAAAUCGAACAGAACUGGAUCACUCGUAUUCCUGGCGGCCAUCGCUAUUUGUUUCACGUCCGAUAGCUCUGAAAGAACUACAUCGAGCGUUCAGUUUACCACAUUCUAGCACCGGCACCUCGUCGUUCACCGAAAGCCACUCGGAUCUGCGCGUGACAACCAGUGAGGAUGCGGACGUUGAAGAACCGGGACCAGCGGAAGGGGUGAUGGUGGUGGCACACCACAAACAGGGACCAGUAAAAAAGACGGGCUCAAACAAACGGAAAAGAAUGAGACGAAAAGCACGUAUUGUGUCUCCGUACACGCGGCUACGAAUACAAUUUUCUGAACUAUUGAAGAAACGUAUGCUGAAACAGGCUCGUUAA